CGUCUUUUACCGGGAGGAGAUGCAGUUUUGCCGUCUCCCGCUUGCAGAGGGCAGCACUUGCAGAGCGUUGCUUCUCGCCUCUUUUGCCGUGCAGCCUUUUGCGUUCUCUCGCUCCGACUUUAUAAUUCAUGCGCUCCUCAUCUGUAAAGAGAAAGCGCUUAUUUUCCCUUUUGUGACCUGAACUUUUUGGAGGGGGGUCCAAAACAAAAAACAAAAAAGAAAACAAAAAACUCAUUAAUACUUUUGCUUUCUGUUUUGAAAAACCUCGGGACAGCCGACUCCAUCCAUCAGCGCCACUCUUCAUUGUUGAUGCACAUGCAAGGUUCUGGCAGCGCACACAUCGCUUUGCAUUAGACAUGAAUAAUCCAUCCUACAUUCUCGCAUGGGCGGAGCUUUGAUUUCUAGAAAGCAUACACUACACUUUUAAAUAAUAUGAUAUUAACGCUGCGCCUUUUCUUCUAUCCCAUUAAGGCAGAUUUUUGGAGCUGACUAAAGUGCUGGAAAUGCGCGCGCGUCUUCCUAACGGCCGUAUACACGGGGUUUUGCCUUCUUUUGACCAUUAAAACGCAAGCGGAGGCAGAUUGUUCCAAUAUGAAUGGAAGAAGUUUCUUUUUCUUUUAACCUUCUUGUGAUGAAGGACCGGCCUCACGACAGAGUGAGAGAUACCGCGUCGGAACCGACAGCUGCAUUCAGGGUGACCCUAGAGACAGCUUUACUUCCAAGUGACAUUCACUUGAGGCCAUCUCCAGCAUGAAGUGACACAGCAUUGUUGAUCCCUGUUUCUUCUUAUUUUUUUCUGCCUAUCUUUCUACCUGUCAAAUUAGCUGUUACACAGCAUGCCUCAAUGUUUACUUGCAACACCAACAGAAGCAUUAUGGAAGUGAAAGAGCGACGUCCAUACUGUUCACUCACUAAAGCCCACAAGGACAAAGAAGGGCCAUAUCCUGGUGACAAUGCUAUUGGCCAGCAAGAAGGGCGUGUUCCGACUCAAAAGUCUUACUCCUCCAGUGAGACACUCAAAGCCUUUGACAAGCACCAAGAGCAGACCAGGAUAUUUUAUGGGUCAUCAAAAGAACAUAAGGACACUAUUCACCGUGGCAAGGAUGAUUAUAACAUAGACGGUCACCAUUUAAGUCUUCGUCAACUGGGCAUCUGCGAACCAACAUCCCACCAUGGCCUAGUAUUCUGCUCUGAGAUGGGCCUCCCCCACCGUGGUUUUUCUGUUGCUACAGCCCAAGACCAAGAUGUGGACAGUCAAGCUGUAAUGUCACCAGAGCGAGCGCUGCGAUUGUGGGACCGUGGAGGUUUGGGCAAAUCAUCUCGGAGGAGUUCCUGUCUGUCAAGCCGCUCAAACUCAGUGCUGACUCUUACUGAUACAGAACAUGAGAACAAGUCUGACAGUGACAACGGUUUCCCCAUGCCCUCUCCUACCUGUCCAUCAUCUGCCAUUGACCAAACACAUGCCCAUUCAGCCAGUCUACAUGACAACCCACUGUUAAGUGAAUCGACUGAGCAAGAGGAAAAAGAGACGGCGCAAGUGGAUUAUACUGCGCGAUUGUACUUACCUCCAAAGCAUGAGCAACCAUCCAAUCACCACAGCUCCACUUUGCCUCCGGUGGCACCCCCGUAUCGGCAGCAGCCCUCAGUCACAGCUCUCAACCAGUCACUGGGCUCUGACCAUCACUCCGGUCACCUGCUGAAUUCCAUUCGUCAACAAACUCCUCCCACUGGAAACCCGGCCCCCGUGGCCGGCCAAUCGCCUGCCGAGCUGCAGACCACGCCCCCAGAGAGCGUCCCGCUGCAAGACAGCUGGGUGCUGGGUAGCAAUGUGCCUCUGGAAACAAGGCACUUCCUUUUUAAAACCGGCACGGGUACUACUCCCCUCUUCUCCACUGCAACACCCGGCUACACAAUGGCUACAGGCUCAGUUUACUCCCCUCCUACCAGACCUUUGCCAAGAAACACCUUGUCACGUUCAGCCUUCAAGUUUAAAAAAUCCUCCAAAUAUUGCUCGUGGAGAUGUACAGCCCUCAGUGCAGUAGGACUUUCUGUGCUGCUCUCUAUCCUGCUCUGUUACUGCAUAGCAAUGCACCUCUUUGGUCUGAACUGGCAGCUCCGGGAGAGUGAUGGAUAUGGAGCGUUUGAAAAUGGAGGUGUUGGACGAGAUACCACUCCUAACACCUUUAUGGUAUCCACCGACAAUGGUAAAAUUCUCCUCGAAAACAACACUAUCGACACAGGGGAAGUGGAUGUGGGGAGACGAACAAUUCAAGAUGUCCCGCCAGGUGUGUUUUGGAGGUCACAACUUUACAUUGACCAACCACAGUUCCUGAAAUUUAACAUUUCAGUGCAAAAAGAUGCCCUUGUUGGAGUGUAUGGACGGAAAGGUUUACCACCCUCACACACACAGUAUGACUUUGUGGAGCUCCUUGAUGGAAGUCGACUAAUUUCCAAAGACAAGCGAUCCCUGAGUGACACAGACAUGGCACAUGUACACUCACUCAGUGGUUUUGAAAAUGACCCUGGAGAAGAGGUCCGUCAUAGAAGAUCAGUGAAUGUACAUGAGGCUGGCUUCAUCCAAUACCUGGACAUGGGCAUUUGGCAUCUGGCAUUUUACAAUGAUGGCCGUAAUACAGAACAAGUGUCUUACAAUACGUUCAUCAUCGAGUCCAUUAUGGAGUGUCCCCAGAAUUGUCAUGGAAACGGAGAUUGUCUCUCAGGAAUAUGCCAUUGUUUUCCUGGAUUUCUGGGACCUGACUGCUCUCGAUCUUACUGCCCUGUGCUGUGCAGUGGGAAUGGUCAGUAUUCCCGUGGACGCUGCCAGUGCUACAGCGGGUGGAAAGGCGCAGAGUGUGAUGUGCCCUCCAACCAAUGUGUUGACAUCCAUUGUGGAGGACAUGGCAUCUGCAUAAUGGGCGCCUGCAUUUGCAAUACUGGUUACCAGGGAGACAAUUGUGAAGAAGUGGAUUGCAUAGAUCCCAGUUGUUCAGCCCAUGGGGUGUGCAUUCAUGGCGAAUGUCACUGCCAGCCAGGCUGGGGUGGAGCAAGCUGUGAAAUUGCCAAGGCUAUGUGUCCGGACCAGUGUUCAGGUCAUGGCACAUACAACACAGAAACCAGUACUUGCAUCUGUGACCAGAAUUGGACUGGGCCAGAUUGUUCCUUAGAGCUGUGUGAAGUGGACUGUGGAAACCACGGCAUUUGUUAUGGUGGUUUGUGUCGGUGUGAGGAGGGAUGGACUGGACUUGUAUGUGAUCAGAAGGCCUGCCACCCAUUGUGUAGCAAGAACGGGGUGUGUAAGGAGGGAAAGUGUGAGUGUGACCAGGGCUGGACUGGGGAGCAUUGCAAUAUUGCUCACAAUCCGGAUAUUAGAGUAAAAGAGGGUUGUCCAGGUCUCUGCAACAACAAUGGAAGAUGCACCCUGGAAGCGAGUGGCUGGCAUUGUAUCUGCCAGUCAGGAUGGCGAGGAGCGGGAUGUCAUGUCGCCAUGGAAACCAUCUGUACUGAUGGCAAGGACAAUGAAGGAGAUGGCUUGACAGAUUGUACGGAUCCAGACUGCUGUGUACAGCCUUCCUGUCAGAACCAGUUGUACUGCAAAGGAUCACCUGACCCAGUGGAAGUACUUAGCCAGUCCCCAUCAACACUGACUCCUCAGCAGGCUGCCAGGUCUUUCUACCAGCGCAUCUACUUCCUCCUUGGUCCUGAAUCCACUCAUGUCAUAUUUGGUGACAGUCCAUUUAAUAGAAGUUUGGUGUCAGUAAUCCGGGGUCAGGUUUUGACAGCGGAUGGAACACCCCUGAUUGGAGUCAACGUGUCAUUUGUUGACUACCCUGAACAUGGAUACACUGUUACACGCAAUGACGGCAUGUUCGAUCUACUAGUCAAUGGUGGUGCAUCCCUGACGUUGGGUUUUGAACGUGCUCCAUUCCUGACCCAGUACCGAACGGUGUGGGUGCCUUGGAAUGUAUUCUACGUGAUGGAUACUCUGGCCAUGAAGAAGGAGGAGAAUGACAUUCCCAGCUGUGACCUGAGUGGUUUUGUCAGACCCAGUCCUGUCAUUGUUGCUUCUCCCUUGUCCACAUUUUCCAGAAGUUCACCUAAGGAUGGCCCCAUUAUACCAGAAACCCAGGUUUUACAAGAAGAAACCACAAUACCUGGCAGUCAUCUUAACUUGAUUUACCUGAGUUCAAGAGCUGCAGGUUAUAAACCCGUCCUCAAAGUCACCAUGACACAGUCAUCAAUACCUUUUAACCUGAUGAAGGUUCACCUGAUGGUAGCCGUGGUGGGACGUCUCUUCCAAAAAUGGUUCCCCGCUCAGCCAAAUCUUUCUUACACUUUCAUUUGGGACAAGACGGAUGCUUACGGCCAACGUGUUUAUGGGUUAUCAGAGGCAGUUGUAUCGGUGGGGUUUGAAUAUGAGUCCUGCCUAGACCUGAUCCUAUGGGAGAAGAGAACAGCCAUUUUACAAGGAGACGAGAUGGACGCUUCUAACAUUGGAGGAUGGACUCUCGAUAAACAUCACAUUCUGGAUAUACAAAAUGGCAUCCUGUACAAAGGCAACGGUGAGAAUAUAUUUGUUUCCCAGCAACCUCCUGUCAUCAGUAGCAUAAUGGGAAAUGGACGGCGCCGUAGCAUCUCUUGCCCCAGCUGCAAUGGGCAAGCAGAGGGUAAUAAGCUGUUGGCACCCCUUGCAUUGGCGUGUGGUGCUGAUGGCAGCCUGUACGUCGGAGACUUUAACUACAUCAGGAGGAUCUUCCCAUCAGGAAAUGUUACCAGUGUGAUGGAGCUUAGCAACAACCCUGCCCAUCGGUACUAUAUGGCUACUGAUCCAGUGACAGGACAGCUUUAUGUGUCAGACACCAACUCACGCCGUAUCUACCGACCAAAGAACCUCAGUGGUGCCCGUGACCUCAUCAGUAAUGGGGAGGUUGUAGCUGGCACUGGUGAACAAUGUCCACCAUUCGAUGAAGCACGGUGUGGAGAUGGAAGAAAAGCUACAGAAGCUCAGUUACUGGGACCUAAAGGGAUUGCAGUUGACAAAAAUGGUUUGAUCUACUUUGUGGAUGGGACGAUGAUCAGAAAAGUGGACCGCAAUGGUAUCAUUUCCACAGUCCUGGGAAGCAAUGACUUAACCUCUGCCCGCCCUCUGACCUGUGAUAACAGCAUGCACAUAAGACAGGUUCGUUUGGAAUGGCCCACUGAUCUAGCGAUUAGUCCCAUGGACAACUCCAUCUAUGUUUUGGACAACAAUAUUGUGCUGCAGAUCACUGAAAAUAGAGAGGUUCGUAUAGUGGCAGGGCGUCCCAUGCACUGCCAAGUACCUGGUAUUGAAUACACGAUGGGAAAGAGAGCAGUUCAGACCAUGCUAGAGGGAGCAACAGCCAUUACCUUGUCCUACAAUGGCAUUCUCUACAUCACAGAGACAGACGAGAAAAAAAUUCAUCGCAUUCGACAGGUGUCAACUGAUGGAGAAAUUACUUACCUUGCCGGCGCACCAUCUGAUUGUGACUGCAAGAAUGAUGCCAAUUGUGACUGUUACCAAACAGGGGAUGGUUAUGCUAAAGAUGCAAGACUUAACUGCCCUUCCUCUUUGGUCGUUUCUCCGGACGGGACCCUGUAUGUUGCAGACCUAGGAAAUAUCCGCAUUCGAGCAAUCCGCCGCAAUCAACCACUUACCGGCUCCUUGGCAUCUGGUCCCGGUUACUAUGAAGUGGCCUCUCCAGCCGCCCAGGAGCUCUAUGUGUUUGACUUAAAUGGAACUCACCAAUCCACAGUAUCCCUGGUCACUGGAGACUAUAAAUAUAAUUUUAGCUACAGCAAUGAAGAGGAUUUGACAGCGGUGACUGACAGCAGCGGUAACACCCUCCGUAUCCGUAGGGAUACGAACAGGAUGCCUGUUCGUGUGGUCACCCCAGACAAUCAGGUCAUCUGGCUGACCAUCGGAACAAAUGGGGGACUGAAGUCUCUCACAGCUCAGGGUCAAGAGAUGGUCUUGUUUAGUUACCAUGGCAACAGUGGAUUGCUCGCAACCAAAAGCAUCCAAAUUGGUUGGACUACAUUCUAUGAUUAUGACAGCGAGGGUCGUUUGACUAAUGUUACCUUCCCGACCGGCGUGGUUACCAAUCUCCACGGCGACAUGUCAUCAGGCGCCGUUGCUGUGGAUAUUGAGACGUCAGGGAGGGACGAGGAUGUUUCCAUAACGACCAACCUGUCAUCAAUAGACUCAUUCUACACUCUGGUGCAGGACCAGCUUCGAAACAGCUACCAAGUGGGUAAUGACCAUUCUCUCAGGGUAAUCUAUGCCAAUGGGAUGGAUACACAUUAUCAGACAGAGCCUCAUAUUCUGGUCGGUGCUGCUAACCCAAUUGUAGCGCGACGCAACAUGACACUCCCUGGAGAGAAUGGCCAAAACUUGGUGGAGUGGAGAUUUAGGAAGGAACAGACACGAGGAAAAAUCAUUGUUUUUGGGAGAAAGCUUAGAGUGAAUGGAAGGAACCUGUUGUCUGUCGAUUAUGAUCGCAACCUACGAACAGAGAAAAUUUAUGAUGAUCAUCGGAAGUUCCUUCUGAAAAUCAUCUAUGACACCCAAGGGCAUCCGACACUGUGGGUACCAAGCAGCAAGCUGCUCGCUGUUAACCUUACAUACUCCAGUACGGGGCAGGUAACUGGCCUGCAAAGGGGUCCAACUACAGAGAAGUGGGAGUAUGACAGUCAAGGAAGAAUCACUUCACGACUAUUUGCUGAUGGAAAGACUUGGAGCUACACUUAUUUAGAUAAGUCCAUGGUCUUACUGCUGCAUAGCCAGCACCAGUACAUUUUCGAUUAUGACUCAGGAGACCGCCUGUCAGCCGUUACCAUGCCGAGUGUGGCUCGACACACCAUGCAGACCAUCAGAUCAAUCGGUUACUACAGAAAUAUCUACACUCCACCUGAGAGCAACGCCUCAGUUACGGUGGACUUCUCUGAAGAUGGGCAGCUACUUAGAGUUGCCCAUCUUGGAACUGGACGCCGUAUAUUGUACAAAUAUCGGAGACAGAACAAGCUGGCAGAGAUUUUGUAUGAUUCAACUCGGGUCAGUUUCACAUACGAUGAGACGGCUGGCGUGCUGAAAACGGUCAACUUGCAGACUGAAGGUUUUAUCUGCUCUAUACGGUAUCGCCAAAUUGGCCCAUUGGUCGAUCGGCAGAUAUUCCGCUUCAGCGAGGAUGGAAUGGUGAACGCACGCUUUGACUAUACCUAUGACAACAGCUUCAGAGUCACCAGCAUGCAGGCUGUAAUCAAUGAAACGCCACUGCCAAUCGAUCUCUAUCAAUUUGAUGACAUAUCAGGAAAAAUGGAGCAAUUUGGAAAGUUUGGAGUCAUUUAUUAUGACAUCAACCAGAUCAUUUCCACAGCGGUUAUGACCUACACCAAGCACUUUGACCAGCAUGGUCGUAUCAAGGAGAUCCAAUAUGAAAUCUUCAGGUCUCUGAUGUACUGGAUCACCAUCCAGUAUGAUAACAUGGGCCGAGUCACCAAGCGAGAAAUCAAAAUAGGACCAUUUGCCAACACGACCAAAUAUGGCUAUGAGUAUGAUGUCGAUGGGCAGCUGCAGACAGUCUCACUCAACGAAAAAAUGAUGUGGAGGUAUAAUUAUGACCUAAAUGGGAACUUACAUUUGCUGAAUCCGGGAAACAGCGGUCGAUUGACACCUCUUCGUUACGACCUCAGAGACAGAAUCACUCGUCUCGGAGAUGUUCAGUACAAGAUGGAUGAAGAUGGGUUUCUAAGACAGAGAGGGGCAGAGAUAUUUGAAUACAACUCCAAAGGUCUUCUUGUUCGGGUGUACAGUAAAGCCGCUAGUUGGACCAUCCAGUACCGUUAUGACGGUCUGGGUCGACGAGUGGCAGCCCGGAACAGUCUAGGACAACAUCUGCAGUUCUUCUAUGCUGACUUGAACUAUCCAACCAGGAUCACACAUGUUUAUAAUCACUCCAGCUCUGAAAUCACCUCUUUUUACUAUGACUUGCAGGGCCACGUUUUUGCUAUGGAAAUCAGCAGUGGAGAAGAGUUUUAUAUUGCAUGUGAUAACACUGGGACCCCACUGGCUGUCUUCAGCAACAAUGGACUCUUACUAAAGCAGGUGCAGUACACGGCUUACGGCGAGAUUUACUUCGAUUCAAACCCAGACUUUGUGAUUGUAAUUGGCUUCCACGGAGGCUUGUAUGAUCCGCUGACACGAUUGCUACAUUUCGGAGACAGAGAUUACGACAUUCCCGCUGGGAGGUGGACUACCCCUGAUGUCAGCACAUGGACCAGGGUUGGUAAAGACCCUCAACCUUUCAAUCUGUACAUGUUCCAAGGCAACAAUCCCAUCAGCAAAAUCCAUCAAGUCAAAGAAUAUGUGACAGAUGUCAACAUCUGGUUGGUCACGUUUGGAUUCCAUCUUCACAAUGCAAUUCCGGGAUUCCCCAUUCCAAAAUUUGACUUGACACAGCCAUCACUGGAGAUGAAAAAAAGUCAGCUGUGGGAUGACCUGCCUUCUAUUUCAGGUGUCCAGCAGGAGGUGACUCGCCAAUCACGGGCCUUCCUGUCUUUUGAGCGGAUGCCAGAAAUUCAGCUUAGCCGACGCCAUACCUACAACACUAAACCGUGGCUUUGGUUUGCCAGAAUCAAGUCUUUAAUUGGGAAAGGAGUGAUGCUUGCUGUCAUCCAAGGUCGUGUGGUGACCAGCGUGCUUAACGUUGCCAAUGAAGACUGUAUCAAAGUGGCUGCAGUGCUAAAUAAUGCCUUUUACCUAGAAGAUCUGCAUUUUACAGUGGAAGGUCGAGACACGCACUACUUCAUCAAGACUAGCUUGCCCGAGAACGAUCUCGGUGCACUUCGGCUCACCUCGGGACGCAAAUCACUGGACAAUGGCGUGAACGUGACAGUGUCACAGUCUACAACUGUGAUGAAUGGCCGUACGCGGCGUUUUGCUGAUGUGGAACUGCAAUACGGGGCCCUGGCGCUGCGCGUGCGUUACGGGACAACGCUGGAUGAGGAGAAAGCACGAGUCCUGGAACACGCGAGGCAGAGAGCUUUGACAAGUGCCUGGACCCGUGAACAGCAGCGCGUGAGAGACGGCGAGGAGGGAGUUCGGCUGUGGACCGAGGGAGAGAAAAGGCAGCUUCUCAGCAGUGGGAAAGUUUUGGGUUACGAUGGAUAUUACGUCUUGUCUAUAGAGCAGUACCCGGAGCUUGCUGACAGUGCCAACAACAUCCAGUUCUUACGUCAGAGUGAGAUAGGGAAGAGGUAACAGGGCAUCGUCGUUCUACACCAAGGACUGUUGUUGACUCCAAAAAGAUUUGAAAACAUGUUCCAUUUAAACAAUAAAUGGAUGUCAGAGACUGAACUGAAUGAGUCAAAUGCAGACACUGACGAGCUCCGUGUUUGCAAAUUUUUGUCUAAAGACAAUAAGGCAUUACAAACUUGGUGAAACAAUCAGGUCCAUAUAUCUGAUAAACAGUACAAAUCUCAUUGGAAUUAAGAGGAAAAACAAGAAAAGCUUCAGUCUCUUUGACCUAUGCCUUUUCUUUUUCGUUUGUUCUUUGAACUGCCUUUGAACAAGCAGAAUAUGCAUGCACGUCCCACCAUCUCACUUGGUCUGCGGCAGGCGAGGCUAAACUGAAUGCUGUGUGUCAAGCUGUGAUAACAGUGGGAAUUAAAGACUGGUUUAGGAGAGGUAAGGGAGCAUUUCAGGAGUUGUCUAAGCUGAAUGAGUCGCCAAACAUUUCAAAGGUUCUAAAAAACUGUUCGCGCAAUGAAGAAAAAUGUCUGCUGAUAUAAAGCUGAUGUUGCCUCUAUCAAAAUAUCCGCCCUGGACCCGGAUAUAACUUUUACCAUUGGUUUUUGACCCCUAUAGGCCAGUACCUGUAAAGGGUCUUUUUUUUGUUUGUUUGUUUUUAAUGGCUGGGGCAAUCAAACAGAACUGUUGUGGACUCUCUCCGAGAGAGAAUAGCACGUAAAAUGUCUAUGAUUUGUAGGAAGGAAAGAAAAGGAUUACCUGUUGGAAUAUUUUUGUUUUGUAUUAUACUGAAAUAUUGUAUUGCAUUUGCUAGGGAAAAAGGGGCGGGGGCAUAAAAAUGAAGACGUGUUUACAUUCUAUACCAUGACCACCACCCCAGAAAACAUGAUCUUAAAGCGGAAGUUCAGAAUUUUUGACUUUAGGCUUAAUCUUCGAAUGAGUGUAGGUUUAAUUAGUCGCUGGAGUUGAUUACAACAAAUUCCGUGCAGUUUGUUAGUUAUUAGUUUCAGGGCUCCGGAGUGGCUAAGCUAGCGCGAGUUAAUGGUCCUGUCUUGGAAUGCCAAUAAAAAAACAACAGAUCUAACAUACUCGAAUAAAUUCAAAAUGCAAAUCAUUGUUCCAAAUAUCCAUGCGACCAAAACAAUGUCACAAACUGCCGUAAUUCAUUUAAUUCUGGGGGACUAUAUUUUUAGAUACGUAAUAUGACCACAAUGUCGAGUGCUUCGGCCACUCGUGCUCAUGCUGCAUUUGAGGAGGGUGGGAAGUUGGACUUAUCCCACUAGGAUGGUACCAGUUGCGACCUCAAAGCGUUCCAAGUGAAUGUAAACAGCAAGAUGGCUGAUCGCGACAAGUAUUUUUUUUUAUAUUGGCCAUCAAAAGCUAUUUUGACCUUCAGCAAACCUAAGCGAUCAAAUAGUGGAGGAAAAACGACAGCGAAAGUAAAUAGCACACACUGGAAACUGCCUUCUUUAGUUUUACUCGUCGGUCUGCUUUUCGACGGCCAGCGCUAUUUUGCCGAGUGACGUCAGACUGAAGCAAUUUGUGAGGUGGGGUGUGGAGUCCUUUUUUUCUUCCGACUUCGCGACUAGGGCCUCCCAGUUCGAGUGGUGUUCCGAUGAUAUUUUUCGUGGACGGAGGUUGGAAAACUCAGACUUCCCACCUUCCUUGAAUGCAGCAUCAGUCUACGAGUCUUGACUGAAGAAUAGCAACAUGGUGAAAUGUGCAUUUAGAGGCUUUGGAAACAGACAGAAGAAAUGGGCAAAUGAAAGUUUCCACAAUUUCUCUAUGAAGAACUAGGAACAAUAUAAACUGUGGUUACGUGCUCCUGGCUGCGACAUAAACCCACCUGUGGAAAGACUAUCAUUCCGUAAUGCAGCCUGUUCCCUGCAGAGCUGUGGAUUUCAAAUGUCUCUGUUCAUACUACAAUUAUUGAAAUGCAAUGGUAAAUUUUAAUAACUUUUUCCUGAAAAUACUGUAUAGCCAACACUAUUGAAUGCAUUUAAUCGUAGUAAUCAUCGGUGAUUCUCAUGCGUGCAUAUUAGGUCUGCAACUAACGAUUAUUUUUAUAAUCGAUUAAUCGGAUGAUUAAUUAAACAAUCGAAUAAAUGUCACUUUUUUUCAAUUACCUUCACAAUUUAACUUGGUUGUUGUAAGCAUGUCUUAAGUAACCCUGAAGACAAAAUGGAUGACUAUAACUGUAGUCUACAACUGUACUGUUUUAAGUACAUAAAACUUCUGAGUGUAAAGCAUUAAAAUAAUUUCUCAGUACACAAAUCAGGCAAAAGUACUGUUCAUUCAUUUAUUUAUUUUUUUGCGGGCAAAGAGCUGAUAUGAAUUGUGUCAUUGACUCAUUUAUUUUCUUUAUACAAACUAAACAACAAAAUCUAAUAAGGAGCAAGCAGACUGUAAUGAAUGUUUUCUUUACCAAACAGUUGUUUAUGAAUACAACCCUAAUCCAAUUUCAAAGCACUCUAGUAUGACAAUUUACAGUUUGAGUUUGUGUUGAAAGGAGAGACUAAGCUAGGGUGACCAUAUUUCGAUUUCGGAAAAAAAAAAGACACUCGGCCUGGCCCCGGCCUUAAAUUUUACUCGAAACUCACUCAAAGAUGCCUAAUUCUCUUGUAAUAUAAUUAAUAUAAUAUAUAUAUAUGCCUCCUCCGUCUGGAUUGAAAAAUUCAGUUUUAUAAUUAUUAAUAUAUAAUAUAUACACUCACCGGCCACUUUAUUAGGUACACCAUGCUAGUAACGGGUUGGACCCCCUUUUGCCUUCAGAACUGCCUCAAUUCUUCAUAGCAUAGAUUCAACAAGGUGCUGGAAGCAUUCCUCAGAGAGUUUGGUUCAUAUUGACAUGAUGGCAUCACGCAGAUAUGUCGGCUGCACAUCCAUGAUGCAAAUCUCCCGUUCCACCACAUCCCAAAGAUGCUCUAUUGGAUUGAGAUCUGGUGACUGUGGAGGCCCUUUGAGUACAGUGAACUCAUUGUCAUGUUCAACAAACUAAUGUGAGAUGAUUCCAGCUUUAUGACAUGGCGUAUUAUCCUGCUGAAAGUAGCCAUCAGAAGUUGGGUACAUUGUGGUCAUAAAAGGAUGGACAUGGUCAGCAACAAUACUCAGGUAGGCUGUGGCGUUCCAACAAUGCUCAAUUUGUACCAAGGGGCCCAAAGAGUGCCAAGAAAAUAUUCCCCACACCAUUACACCACCAGCUUGAACCGUUGAUACAAGGCAGGAUGGAUCCAUGAUUUCAUGUCGUUGACGCCAAAUUCUGACCCUACCAUCCGAAUGUCGCCGCAGAAAUCGAGACUCAUCAGACCAGGCAACGUUUUUGCAAUCUUUUAUUGUCCAAUUUCGAUGAGCUUGUGCAAAUUGUAGCCUCAGUCUCCUGUUCUUAGCUGAAAGGAGUGGCACUCGGCGUGGUCUUCUGCUGCUCUAGCCCAUCUGCCUCAAAGUUCGACGCACUGUGCGUUCAGAGAUGCUCUUCUGCCUACCUUGGUUGUUGUAACGGGUGGUUAUUUGAGUCACUGUUGCCUUUCUAUCAGCUCGAACCAGUCUGGCCAUUCUCCUCUGACCUCUGGCAUCAACAAGGCAUUUCCGCCCACAGAACUGCCGCUCACUGGAUAUUUUUUCUUUUUCCGACCAUUCUCUGUAAACCCUCGAGAUGGUUGUGCGCGAAAAUCCCAGUAGAUCAACAGUUUCUGAAAUACUCAGUCCAGCCCAUCUGGCACCAACAACCAUGCCACGUUCAAAGUCACUCAAAUCACCUUUCUUCCCCAUACUGAUGCUCGGUUUGAACUGCAGGAGAUUGUCCUAAACCAUGUCUACAUGCCUAAAUGCACUGAGUUGCCGCCAUGUGAUUGGCUGAUUAGAAAUUAAGUGUUAACGAGCAGUUGGACAGGUGUACCUAAUAAAGUGGCUGGUGAGUAUAUAUAUGGCGGAAAAUACAGACAAAACUGAAAAAGCAGUUUCUGCUCUUGCACUCCUCUUUUAAAGAAACUGCUGUAUUUUAAGCCAAAACAACUGUUGUGUUCGGUAGAACAAUAUGUCUAUAUGCUGCCAUAGCAGAUUCACGUACACAUCACAGACAUGGCGCAUGAAGUCCCCGAACUAUUUUUAAUUUGUCCGUUUUACCCUGAAAACCCCCAUUUACAGACAUCGUGCAACCGCUUUUGUUUCAAUCUAGCCAUAAAAAGAAGGUAAGCAAUUAUAUUUAUUCUUCGAAAUGUCCGCCAUUUUUAGCUUAAAAUCAUUAAUUGAUGUCUAAUAUUUAGUUUAAAAAAAGAAAACGACUUAAAAAAUUAUUCACUCGCAUAUUUUAAACUUUUAAACAAAUUACGUCACAAUGAAAAAUUUGGCGUCUGUAAAAAAGUCACGGAUUUCUACCUCAUGACUAUCGCUUAAUUGUAUUUUUUUGUUUGUUUUUUCGCAUUUUCCCCGAUAUGUUGAUAAAUAAUCGAUCCAAACAAAGAAAAAUGGAAAAAUAACGUUUAAAAGGGUAAAAAUGUGAAAAAGAAAAUCUCAAUCACUCCUGUGUCUGUCCUGUCUGUGAUUUCUGCACCGCGACCCUUGUUAUAUCAACAUGUUUCACCCAUAAAAUCCCCCAAAAAUCUGGCUGUGGCCAUUCACAGCUGUGUCUUGACACUCGGUGAUACAUGCUACAUGGAGUUUUUGGAUCGAAACAAGGUAAAUACGUGAUAAUAUCUCGUUAAAAUCGUGGCGUCUUUAAUUCUGCUCUCGCGUGCUCUCGCCUCCAGUUACGGAUUUGCUGUUUGAAAUAUAUAUAUAUAUAUUUCAAUUUUUUAAAAUGCCUUCCUGUUCAAAAUUUUUCUUCCCCCAGAAAUUUUAGAUUUUAAGCUUUCCAAUGAUGUAUCACACAUGCAUAUCGGACAAUUUUUAAAUUUGGCCAAAUUGAGGGUCUCAGAGCGGAACUUCAAGUCACCUGAGUGUUUUCCGUCAUAUAUAUAUAUAUACAUAU
Messenger RNA from Corythoichthys intestinalis (scribbled pipefish), 14228 nucleotides. RefSeq names its product teneurin transmembrane protein 3 (gene tenm3). The transcript is spliced from 56 exons. Lineage: Eukaryota; Metazoa; Chordata; Actinopteri; Syngnathiformes; Syngnathidae. Gene Ontology annotation, cellular component: membrane; neuron projection. Gene Ontology annotation, biological process: signal transduction; neuron development; heterophilic cell-cell adhesion. Gene Ontology annotation, molecular function: protein homodimerization activity; protein heterodimerization activity; cell adhesion molecule binding. The record is from RefSeq and is a predicted model, not a curated record. Bases 845 to 9274 code for a protein of 2809 amino acids.